Microplitis demolitor is the source of this 1654-nucleotide messenger RNA. RefSeq lists its product as uncharacterized. The record is from RefSeq and is a predicted model, not a curated record. The transcript has 2 exons. Bases 1 to 753 code for a protein of 250 amino acids. Lineage: Eukaryota; Metazoa; Arthropoda; Insecta; Hymenoptera; Braconidae.
AUGUCUUCUCUUUCCCAGAAUCUUCUAACAGAACCUGCAAACACCACUUAUGCUACGAACUCAACGCUUACAAGAAAAGAAUUGAACAGUACUAUACAGCCGGAAAGAAAUGAUGAAGGUUCUGCAAUAAGAAAAAUAAUGGCAUCAAAAAAAGAUGAAAAUAUUACUGGUCAAUCCGAAAUCAAUACAAGUGCCAAAAGCCAGCCAAUUAACUCUACACGUGACGGGGAAGAUUCAGGAACUGAUCUUAAGAAUCUUCUAACAGACCCUGCAAACACCACUUAUGUUACGAACUCAACGCUUACAAGAAAAGAAUUGAACAGUACUAUACAGCCGGAAAGAAAUGAUGAAGGUUCUGCAAUAAGAAAAAUAAUGGCAUCAAAAAAAGAUGAAAAUAUUACUGGUCGAUCCGAAUUCAAUAUAAGUACGAAUUCUAACUUAAAUACUACUACCCACCAUGAAGACGCAGUUGUCAGCCCAACUGAAAAAGUUUAUGUCCCCAACAAUGCAUCGUCCGCAGAACUAAACGUAUCAUCUACUAUUCAACCUAAAGAAGCAGAUGUAACUACUUCCUCGGCAAAUGAUAUCAAGAAACCUGCCUUUCCGUAUUGCAUUAUACUAAUAACCUUCCAGAUUGUAACGGUUGGAAUGAUUAUAUACUUAGUUUUUCGUACCAUGCGUAAGCCUUGUCAAUCCGAAAGAGCAAUUCCAUUAAACUCAUUCGGCUUUGGAAAUAAUAGUUCUUACGAGUGAUCCGUAAUCAUUUAGUACUUUCAUUAUUGUUUUUUUAAAACUCUUCAAGACUCCACUCAUGGAAACUUAGUCAUAAUUUCCAAGAGCUUUUUCACAUUAACCAAUAUGUAAUCUGUAUCUUAUGUUGUAGAAAUUUUUUAAAUAUAAAUUGCUUACUUUGUAGAGUGUAACUCCAAGAAAUACCUAUUAUUAACAUUAUCUAUAAGUUAUGGUUAAAUAAAGAUAUUUUUUCAGAACGUGUUUUUUGACUUAUUCUACAUAACCUCAAUGCAAACGCAACCCGCACUCUAUUCGAUUCUACCCCUCAUCGAGCUGAUAGGUUUUUACAAAGCAUUGCUUACGUAAUGCCAUAUUUCAUAUCUUCAAAAUCCAACUAUGUUUCAACAACCGACCUAGAAUGAAAAGUGAUAUUAAAAGAAACAUAUUUCUUUUUGAUAGUUUUGCUUAACAUAUUGCAGCUCAACAAAUACCGACAUCAUCCAAAUAAGUCAAUAAGGAUGAUGAAAUUUGAAGUCAGCUAAAUUAUUAUUUUGUUUUAACUUUAAUUCUUCGAAUUGUCGAUUUUUGACCUACAUAUUAACGCUCGGUAAAUAUAAUAUUAAAACGUGACUAAUGACAUGUAUUAUUGUUUUUGAACUAAAAGUUCUCAUCACCGACAAAGGAAAAACCAGUGCUCGUUUACCGAUAAGGUUUAUCAAAAUAUACAAUACAAUACCAAUUUAAUAUAGUGGAAACCUAAAACAUGCAAACCUUCUCAAUAAGACAAUUUAUAGAUAAAUUGAGAAAAAUAUAGAUAGCCCGAACUGGGAAUCGAACCCAGACCAUGUCGGUAUCGCGCCGAGUGCUCUACCAGUUGAGCUAUCCGGCACUAUACUAUAUUCCGUUCAAUUUUAUCUAUAAC